GUUUAUUUUUCAGCUCCUCCUUGCUCGAGCUGUCGUUACCUGUGAAACGGUUUGUUGUUCUGUCUGUCAGGAGUUUUACUCAGACAUGGUUUUUCUCUGUUUAUUUGCACACUCGCUGCUGUUCUAUCAGGCUUUCGCGUCUGAAGAGCAUCAGUCUACGAUGCUUGGAGGUGAUGCCACUCUUCAGUGUCAGGCUCCCAGAGGUGCAGUCAUCACUGUGCUGGAGUGGCGCAAACGUGACCUGAGUUCAGAGGAUUACGUCUUCUUCUACCGCAACGACCGCUCGUACGAGAAGUACCAGCAUCCGUCUUUCAGAGGCCGAGUCGAGCUGUUAGAGCCCUCCAUGAAGGACGGAGAUGUUUCCAUCGUUCUGAAGAACGUCACCUUCAACGAUGCCGGAACGUACUGGUGUCGGAUUAUAAUGAGAAACACAGGAAACGGUGACAGAGUCUUCAAUGAGGACAGGUCCCUCACAGUCACAGAGCCAGAUCACACAGAAGAGGUCAGGAUGGCUGUCGGACACCUCGGAAAAGCAGUUCAGAAUCAGGACGCUGAGGAUGCAGAAAGUGUGACACGUGUUGCAGUCGGACUUGGAGCCGGAGCUGUUUGUGUUGUUUUUUUGGUUGUUGUUGCUUUUGUGGUCUAUAGAAAAAGACACACAUCCCCAAAGUCAAAGUCAUGUGAAUGUCCUGGAACAGUUGAUGAACACAAAAUUGAAUCACAACAGAUGAUUGGCUAAAGAAACUACUUUGAGAAGCAGUUUGAAAGAAGAAUACUGACUAAAUAACUGUGAACUAAUCUUUUAUUUCUCUGCUUUGGCAGAAAAAAGCAGGCUGUGAAACUCUGCAUCUGCAAACAUCCUUCAUAGUUUGAGCACUUUAUAUAAAACAGAGCAUUACAUAAAUGAUAAAACUACUUUUCAUUCCUUUUUUAUGUUUCGGUUUCUGUACAUUUGAGCCUGAGAAUGAAUGUUUGCCUUAAAACCUCUGAAACCAAACAGACCUGCUGGGCUCAGACUUUAGACCACAAGUGCAGCGGUCACAUGAUCAGCAUGAGCUCAGCAGAAAUGUACAAAUCAGCAUGUUUUAGUCUGCACCUUCAGUUAGCCCAGAGCUGAAUAGUUUUGUUUAUACUGACUGUCUCUUUUCUAAUCAGAAGCAUUAUAAAUGAAACUGUACAUGUGUAGCUUGUUCAGUAGGAGUGAUGUAGUGAUGUGUAACACUGUGGCGACUGGCUACAGUUUUGGAUUAUUGGUUCUUGUAAAGUACAUGUUUGUAGGGUGUGACUGCUCUGUGCACAGUUUUAUGUACUCGUGAUAAUAAAACACUGAAACAAA
Molecule: messenger RNA, 1336 nt
Organism: Archocentrus centrarchus (flier cichlid)
Lineage: Eukaryota; Metazoa; Chordata; Actinopteri; Cichliformes; Cichlidae
Product: myelin protein zero-like protein 2
Exons: 3
Coding region: 86-739 (217 amino acids)
Biological process (GO): cell surface receptor signaling pathway; cellular response to lipopolysaccharide; positive regulation of T cell proliferation
Cellular component (GO): external side of plasma membrane
Source: RefSeq, a predicted model, not a curated record